Messenger RNA from Huiozyma naganishii CBS 8797, 1977 nucleotides. It is a transcript of the gene DBF4, whose product is annotated as protein serine/threonine kinase activating protein DBF4. Gene Ontology annotation, cellular component: Dbf4-dependent protein kinase complex; nucleus. The transcript has a single exon. The coding region runs from base 1 to 1977 and encodes 658 amino acids. The record is from RefSeq and is a predicted model, not a curated record. Gene Ontology annotation, molecular function: protein serine/threonine kinase activator activity; nucleic acid binding; zinc ion binding. Gene Ontology annotation, biological process: regulation of cell cycle phase transition; positive regulation of nuclear cell cycle DNA replication. Lineage: Eukaryota; Fungi; Ascomycota; Saccharomycetes; Saccharomycetales; Saccharomycetaceae.
AUGUCGCUAACAUCUCUAAAUCUCGAAAAAUAUCGAAAAGAUCAAAAUAACAUACAUACACACAUACACGUACACAUCGUACACAGACAGACAGUACUCCCCCCCCCCACACACUCCCCUCACCCCUCCCCGAGUAUGUCAGUGCCACUGAAGACCACGAACAGGUCCCCCCUGCGGGAAACAGACGCGAACUUGAAGCCGCAGUCGGCACUGGGACCUCGUGCGUGUCCCGAGUCUCACGCGACAGCGGCAGCGGCACCAAGCACGAAGAAACGCGCCCUGGAUAGGCUCGAGCACUCGCUCGUGAAGCAGCAGCGGGUCAAGCGCACGCGGUCCAUCGAGGGCGCCGUCCUGCUGAACAAGCCCGCGGGGAAACCGGUCGCUGCGAGGGCACAGGCGUUGCAGCCGAAGGAACUUGUCGAGUGGCAGAACAACUGGCUCCGGAUCUUGAAGCGCGACACGAGGAUAUUCUUUGAUGUCAGAGAGGACAAGAAGUCAGGUAGGUUGAGGCACAAGCUGGAGGAGAAACGCGAGCUGCUCGUUGCUGGGUUCGAAUUGCUCGGCGCUGAGAUAUCGCCCUUCUACGACAACAGAACGACCAUCGUCAUCACGACGAGAUCCGCGGAGGAUAUCGCACAGGAGAUGGACUCUAACGAUAUACUCGUCAGGGCACGCAAGAACAGCAUCAAAGUCUGGGGGUUCGAGAAGGCGUUCAGGUUUCUCUCAAACCUUAACGUGGAAAUCGACACUUUCCGUUUGGAGGAUCCGCAGUUUAAAAAAUUGGACUCACCAGAUAUAACCGCGCAGACGCACCUUGCAAGGGCAUCCAAAACGGGGACCCUUUCGACUCUACUUAAAAACGAGAAAAUAUUCGGAUCGAACGAUAGGGACCCACGCACCAGAAGGGACGACAUUCACUACUUCAAGUACCCACACGUGUACAUGUACGACCUGUGGCAAACAUGGGCCCCAAUCAUCACUCUGGAGUGGAAACCGCAAGAACUUGCAGACGUGGAACACUUACCGUACCCAACCCUCAAAAUGGGUACCUUCGGGAGGUGUCCCUUCAUCGGCGACAAGCUUUGCGACGAGCGGUCCGAAAAGAGAGUUAUAAAGCGGUACUCCAGAGACCAAGAAAACCGAAAACAUGCAACGGAACUUCACAUAUGGUACCAACACCACGCACAGCCUGACUUUCACAACAUGCACGUUCCAACAAUGACCAUCCCACACAUUUGUAACGACUCGAGGUACAUGUACUUACAAUUUCCCCCCCAUUUUGAGGACCUCUUUGGAAAAAUUAAUGACGACAAAUCCGUGAUGGAGGAAGAGGCCUUGUCAACCUCCACGCAUAGUGACAACACAGCAGCAGCGGAUGCGGAGAAACACGCCGCGACAUGGAGGGAGCCCGCAACUCCACAACUGAAGCACGCCAAACUGGCGAGGCAGGAAACGGAGGAGUUCCCGGAUGACCUGUGCAACUCGUUCAAGAAGCACUCACAGGUGCCCUUCGAGAUCAAAGCCAGCGGUGUGCACCAGUCGAACGAUGUGGCCACGUCCUUUGGCAACGGGCUGGGCCCAACGAAGGCCAGCGUGACGAGCAAGAAGAUCAAGACGUUGAACAGGCUCGUUGUCGAUAGGAAACUCGUCUCGAAGACCCCAAGCCAAGCGAACAAGACGCGCCACUCCUCACACAAAGACGUCCCGGCAGGGUCAAACCUGAAAAUUUCGAGCAACGCAAGCAGCAAGUUGGCCCCACCGGCACAGGUACCGGCGCCAGCCCCCACGAAAAUGCGGGCGGCAAAGCCUGCUAAGAGACCCGUCGUCAGAAACCCAGGGUACUGUGAGAACUGCAGGGUCAAGUAUGAAGCUCUCGAGGAGCACAUUCUCUCGGACAAACACCUGGCCUUUGCUGAAAACGGCCUGAACUUCGAGUGCAUCGACUCCCUCAUCGACAAGCUGAAGUUUCAGUUCUAG